This is a messenger RNA of Ostertagia ostertagi, 375 nucleotides long. The record is from the annotation of a GenBank genome assembly. NCBI's taxonomy places the organism in Eukaryota, Metazoa, Nematoda, Chromadorea, Rhabditida, Trichostrongylidae.
AUGGUGCAGAAACUCGAGAACGAGCCGACGUCCGACGAUCAACCAAAGAACCCACCUUCUCCUAAAAGUCGUCUUGCUGUUUUGAAACGAAACAAGAAGCGUAGUUCUCAUCCAAUGCUACAUUUCUCUAUGAGACCACUUUCAGCAAAUGCGACGUCGGAUCCGUUCCGGUUUCAGGGCAAUGGCGUCACGUACAAGGGGAAAUUGAUUGGCGAACGAGAUGUGGACAGUGCACGAGGGGAUGCGAUGUGCGCGGAUGCAAUGCGAGCGGCAAAGGCGGCUGUUAAAGCUGCUGGCGCUCACAAAACACGAAUAAUUCUCCAAAUUAACAUCGACGGAAUCAAAAUUGUUGAUGAAAAGAGCAAUGUGAGCUUA